Molecule: messenger RNA, 1451 nt
Organism: Malania oleifera
Lineage: Eukaryota; Viridiplantae; Streptophyta; Magnoliopsida; Santalales; Ximeniaceae
Exons: 5
Coding region: 279-1175 (298 amino acids)
Source: RefSeq, a predicted model, not a curated record
GGCUCUAAAUCCAUUCUACAAAUUUUCAAGUUCCAAAUGAGAUUCGUUUGAGAGUUGAGACCAUGUGGAUCCCACGAGAUGUAACGGUGACGGGACGGUCAAUGGAGACCGACCCGGUGGCUUGACUGGCGGAGAGAGAGGGAGGUGGGCGGGGAAAGAAAUCCUCAUUUUCCAUUGCGCGCGCACUCCGACACCGGAUAAAUGGUUCCGGUGGCCGGAAAACACCCAGCAAAGAAGCUGUUACACGUCUCUUAAUCUACAACGAUAUCAUCGGGUCCAUGGAUUCUGCGAAAGAGCUUUCGCAGAGGACCAGGAACAAGGGUUUUCCCAACUUCCUGCUUCGUUGUUCUUUUGCCUUUCUAUUCGUUCUCUUUGCCUUGCCCCUAUCACUUCUGGUCGCGAUUGCUGCUGUUUUUGUUGGGGAUUUAUCAAUUACAACCCCAAAUGCGGUCCCAUCCCAGUGCAAGAUCGUCUCUAGUGGUGUGGAUCUUAGAUCAGCUAAGGUCUGUGAACUUGGGCUUUUAAAUUAUAAAGCUAAGCAUGUCUUUUAUCCAUAUGAGAGAAAGAAAUUCCGAUGUCAUUAUGAUUACUAUUGGGCUUCAAUAUUCAAGGUGGAGUACAAAGAUCAUUCGUCAGGUCAGACAAGAUUUGCUUUGGCAGAGGCCCCAAAUGAGGCCCUUCCCCUCGAAUGCAGGCCUAAUUUUGAUGCUGCAUGGUUGACCAUGGAUAAGUUCAAGGUGAAUGAAACUUAUGAAUGUUGGUAUACAUCUGGCAUUUCCCAAGUAAACAUACACCAUGAUGGUUUCUUUAGUUGCCGAGCAAAAGAUCCAUCUACCAUGGAGAUGGUUCAAAGGUUUUUCUUCUUGUUCCCAAGAAUAUUUACUUCCUGGUUUGCCAGCAGGGGAAGACCAGCGUACUGGAGGUGGUGGGAAACAGCAGCUGGGGUUCUUACUGGAUUUUCAACUUCCUUGAUUUCUAUCAGUUUGUUUAGACUCCUACAACAAAUGAAAUGUCGGUUUCCUCGAUUCUGCACCUGGGGAAACUUUCCUCUGGCUGCCUAUCCAGCACACUUCAAGCGAGCUUGUCUUUUUGUAGCAUACUGCUCUUUCAUGGGUUGGUUGGUCAUCCAGUAUGGGAAAAGGCUUGGCCUCUUGGAGAUUUUUAACCGCAAAUAAAAACUAGGCAGCACUUGUUUUUGUAAAGCACCAUUUGUUUGCUUUCUCCGGGAAGGUCGGUUAGUCUGAAAUUGCAGUCGGAAAAUAAAUGUAACAUUUCAUGUGCAGGGAAAUACAGGCCUACUUUGUUGCCAUUAAAAUGUUUGGUCAUACCACAGGGAACUAGUCAGAUGGAAAAACUGUACAGGCAACUUCUGUAAUAUAACAGCUUUGAGUUUGACUCAUGUUCUUGUACCUCCAAGGUUUGGCAAAUGUAUAUCUAUGUGGCUUGCUGGA